Molecule: messenger RNA, 5106 nt
Organism: Diorhabda carinulata
Lineage: Eukaryota; Metazoa; Arthropoda; Insecta; Coleoptera; Chrysomelidae
Product: U11/U12 small nuclear ribonucleoprotein 35 kDa protein-like
Exons: 3
Coding region: 209-850 (213 amino acids)
Biological process (GO): mRNA splicing, via spliceosome
Cellular component (GO): U12-type spliceosomal complex; precatalytic spliceosome
Molecular function (GO): snRNA binding; mRNA binding
Source: RefSeq, a predicted model, not a curated record
AGGUCUAGAGGAUGAACAUUUAAACUAUGGAGUGUACUACACUCCAUAAUUUAAACUGUAGCUGUAUGGGAUGUGGUUGACCUAUGGCUGUAGGCCUCACAAGUAUAGACCAUAGAUGAACCACAUACGUAUAGACCAUGCAAAAAUUUUAUAAACAAAUUUUUGUCCAUGGCAUAAGUUGUGUUGUUUGCGAUCUAUAAUAUUAACAAUGUCCAAGGAAACAAAUAUCGAAGAAUGGUCAAAAUAUGCAAAAUAUUAUGAUCCUAUUAAAAUUGGUUCAAUCGAUGGUACUGAUACAGAACCUCAUGACAGAGCUAUAGAAAGAGCAAUACGAUCAACCUAUGUACCAAAUAGGCACGUUAAAGGAAAACCUGGAUGUACUAUUUUUGUUAGUAGAUUAAAUUACAAAAUAACUAAAGAAACCAUCAAAGAAAUAUUUUCGAAAUACGGAAAAUUGAGGAGAUUUAGAUUAGUUAAAGACAUUGUAACAGGUAUGCCUAAAGGUUAUGCUUUUAUUGAAUAUGAAAAUGAAAGUUCUGCAGAGGAUGCCUAUCGUGAGGCAAACAAAAUGAAUAUAGAAGGCAGUGUAAUAUUUGUUGAUUUUGAGUGUGGUCGCUUAUUGAAAGGUUGGAAACCUAGAAGACUUGGAGGUGGUUUUGGUGGACAAAAAGAAUCUGGACAAUUAAGAUUUGGAGGUAGAGAUAGACCAUUUAAAAAACCUAUUAGUAUUGAAAUCAAAGAGCAGGAAGAACGUAGAAAAAGAGAACAAAGAAAACUGGCAUCAAAAGAAGAAAGGGAUAGAGACAGGUAUAGAAGAAAAAGGCCAAGAUCUCCAAGAAGUAGAAGUUAAAACUGUAUUUGUAUGUUCUAAUAUUUUCAAUAUAUUUAUAUUUUCAAUUAAAAUUUUGGUGAAUGGCUUUAUUUGCAAAUCUGUCAAGAUGAGAGCAGUUACAAUAAUUUUGAAAAAAUAUAGGAAGAUAUGAGGAUUUCAAGUACUACACUAAAGUUAGAGAAAUCUUUAAAAUUUUGAUAUUUUGCUCAGAUAGGAUUUGUUUUAUUAAUAUUUUAUCAUAACUAAUAAAUGCAAAACAAAACAUGUGGUUCAGUAUAUAAUAUGAAAAUAAAUUAUUACUGUUAUGAAUUAAACAAGACAAUAGUCAUUUUAAUGAGUGUUAAAAGUUAUGUUAUAUUUUGUGAGUGGAAACUUUUGUGAAAUGAGCAGAGCGAAAUGAAUAAUUUUAUAAACAAAAUAAAAUCUAGUAAGUCAACAUCUUCACCAACAAUAGUUGCCAAGUUGAAUACUCUAUUACUAUUUCGAUUACAUCAACAUCAUUAUUAGUUAGAGCAAUAUUUUUGCACAAUAAAUUUUUUUUCAAUAUUGAAAAGAACCAAGACUUAUUGUGAACAAUAGAUUUCUUUAUACACCGAUUUUUAUGAAAAUUUAGAUUCAAGCAAUAUUUAUCCUCUUCUUCAAUAUAUACACUGUGCCGAGUGUGCAUCUUUAAGGGGUGAAAACUAACUCUUUUAAAAUAAAUUUGAAAAUUUUAGGUUCCAAGUCAAAAUAUUAAGUUGAAAUUGAUUAGUUGCACAUCACUUUAACCCCUUAAACUCAUUUCUUGAGAGCAGCAAAUAUUAAAAUUUUUUUAGUAUAUCUUGAAAUAAUUAAAAUUGCUUCAUAUUAAAUUUAAAUCAUUUGAAUGAAACUAUUGUUGAACUAGACACUUUAACCCUAAUAAAUCAUCUUGAGAUUAUUAUUUAUAAAAAAAAAUUGCAACCAUUUUUUUCAUUAUAGGCAAUACUAUAACACUUAAUUCAUAACAAAUUAAACACAUUUCAUUCCUAAUAUAAAAUUUGUGGUUAUUUAAAUAUUUCUACCUUUACAAAAACCCCAAAUUACCAAAGAUAUGAAAAAUAUAUUUAUAAUUUCUAUUCGUACAAUGACAAAAAAUAAUGAAAAUUUAGUACACUUAAUAUACAGUCAUAACCUUCACAGAACAGUGGCAUAUAGGGGGGCUCAAAAUAUUACUUAGCUCUAUACCAAGUUGCAUCUUUUAGGAGGUAUAGUUCAUGGUUUUAGAUUUUUUCAUAAAAAUUAAAAUUGUUAUUUAUGAUGUGAGUAUUAAAAGUGAUGAUUUAUUUUGUGAAUGAAAAAUGAAAUAACUUAAAAAUAUCAUAUACCAUUCUUUGUAUAACUGCCCUAUUUUAAUAAAAAUAGGCGAAUUUGGAAUGAUAUUAAAGGUCAAAAUGCAUUUUAAUAUUCAAAUAAUCCCAAAAUGUUGAAAAUAUUUUUAACCCACUUCCCCAUGAAAAAUUAUGAAAUGCUUAACGCAAGAAACUAAUGUUAAAGUUUUUGUAAGUUGAAAUUCUAACAAAAAACAACGCGCUGAUCAAAAACUGAUACAAAUCUUAUUUGUGUGAUGAAUCAAAAGUGUAUGAGGUUGUGUUGAGGAACACAUCAACUAAGCUCUUCAUAGCGAUUUUUUUCUCAAAUUCGUUGUAAUGUUUUAAGUUUAAAAAAUCGAAUUAUCUAUUUAUUUUGCUGAGAAGUCUGUGUAGGUGAAGCUCUAUAAUAUAAUUUUUGAAGACCUCUAGUCUAUAUAGUUUAUCAGUAAUUUAUGAUGCUAAGAUAGAACUGUAAAGAUUAUGACCAAUCAUAACUAGUGAAUGACCUUCCUCAAUUUUGUUCACAAGCAAAGUAACUUUUUUUUGAUAAAGUUUAGAAUAGCGAGGGGCGAUUUCUUUGACAUUAUUCAAAAGUCAUGAUUUAACUUCUAGCUGUAAUAAGUUUGAUUGACGAAUUUUAUGCCCAUUAAUGAUACAUGUAGUUCAGGUUCACAUUGCAUAUGGAAUAAAUAAAAGUUUUACUUGUUUUAAUACUCUUUAUUAAAAAUAUGAACAUUUGGGAUCAUGUCAGCAAAUAGAAAAUGAAUAUGUAUUUACAAUUUUCAAAGUUUUUUCAAAAGUAAUAUUUCUUGUAUCGAAAAAAUAGAUAUUUUCUUAUUAUAUACAAAACUGCAAAAUGUAAUUCUAACUAGUUUUAUCUGCUACUUCAGUAGUUCCAUUUACUACUUUUUCUUGUUCCUCUGAAGUAAUAUUAGAGUCUUCGGUAUUUUCCUACAAAAAAGUUAAUAUGAGGUAUAUCCUGUAUAACACAUAUUGUUUACAAGUACUACUACCUUUUCGUUUUCUUUUUCUUCCAGGCGAUUAAGAAAUGCUAUACGAGAUCCUAGAAAAGUUUUAAAAAAUUGUCAAAGGCAAAAAAAAACUUUUGAUAGUUAUUGAAUUAAAGUUAAAAUGUUAAUCCAUAAGAAUUCUUCAAAAUCUUACAGAACAGAACAUUAUUAAAUAUUGAUUUAAAAUUACUACAUAAUACACCUAUGGACUGGUAUUCUCAACAUACAAACUUUAUCGCGCCAUUGACGGUUAAAACAAACCCAACAUCAGUUUUUCUUAUGUAAAUAAGGUAAUAUCUUUGUGUAGAAACAUAAUAGAACUAUAUGCGUCGCUACGAUUAGUACUGGUAAAAUUAAACCCCCAAGGAAUAAAAAAAUACAAUGAUUCCCUAUAAACAGAUAUUAGAAGUGCACUUUUAUUUUCUAAAGUACAUAAUAUGCGUAACGGUCUUUUUCUUUAUACAUCGGUAGAAAGCAAGGAUGUAACAAAAGUGGUUAUAUCAUAAUUUUAAAAUUUGAGUUAUCGGAAUCGGAGGCAGAUGAGAAAUCUGCUGUACUUUGUCCAUUCGUUUAUCUUUUUGACAGCUACCUCGGAAUGUAACUUUUGUUUUCAACCUAUCAAAAGAGAGUGAACAAAUGGUCAAUCAAAAUCCUCUCGAGCAAAAUAGAGGUUUAGCAGUUUUAUCAUUCACAUUUUAUGUUGGUAUUGAAUUAUUAUAGAUGUAUAACGACAAUAUCUAUCAUAAUGUUUUAAUACUAAUGGAAAAUAGUAAAACAUCUGAAAAUUAUAUCAGCAUCUUUAAUUUCAGUACUCAGAAAUAAAUGAAAAAUUAAAUCUCAUACAACUUAUAAAUUGAACCACAUGGAUUGAUUUCAGAAGAAGCAAAUUAUAUUUAACAAACAAAACAGUGAAUUUUCUCAUUUCGUUAAUCUUUUUCUUGAAUUACUCAAAGUAACUAACUCGUGCGCGUGUGCUGUAAGACUUAAUAAGGAUGGAACUUGGUUCAUUCCGAAUGUCUAUUGUAAGUUAAAUGUUUAUCAUAUUGUUUCAGCAAAUCAUUUUUUUUCCUAAUCCUAAUUUUGCAUACUCUCCACAAAUAUAUUCCGUAAAAAACUGAUUUCUUAUUAAAUGAUAAUUUGGCACCACAGACUGUACAAGACGUCUAAUUCCAAUGCCUUCUACAAAAUUGGAAGGGAAGAUAUUUCAAACAAACCAUUUCAUAAAUCUAUCUAUUUCCAUUGAUUUAGGAUUGGAACUACACCAUCUUUAAUUCCUCAUCAAAGUAUCGUUGAGAGUAAUUUACUUUUUGGCUGCUUGGAGAGGCGUUGAAGUCGAAUGCUGUACUGCACUCUUUUCAGUCUAGUUUAUUGAAUUCUUCAUAUUCGGAAGGAUGUAUACACUUAUAAUGACCUUUCACUGAUGUAGUGCCACCCUUUCGUGAAAAUAUCUUAUUACAAAGUUUACACUGCUGUAUUCGCGGACACUUGGAAGGAAUUUUUGUUUUUUCUUUGGGAAUAUCGCGAGGUUAGAAAGCGUUAACCUUGUCUCUUAAGAGAUCAUAUGGUUAUAAACUGUAUACGUCCGAUUAAUAUAUAUAUAAUGAAAGUCUAAAAUUUGGCGAAUACGCUGGUUCUCGGUAUGCGGCGUCUUUGAUAUUGUUUUUUUACAUGUUUUUCGCAUCGGCUCUUUCUAUAUUGUUUUUUAGAACCAAUUUCCAGGAAGGCCUUUUUAUUUAUUUGUUUUUUUCUAGAAUUCUAGAGAUUCCUUUCUAGUAUAAAUUCGUACUUGUUUAGUAGUGAGAAGUCAGUAAAGAAUAUGAUGUCAUUCGGAACACAUUUGGAUAGACAAGUUACCAGUGAAUUUAAGUAAAUUAUAUAAGUUAGUUAAGUCUAGUGUAAAUAUUUAAAUAAAGUAAAAUAAACAUGUGUGAAA